This is a messenger RNA of Polistes canadensis, 2754 nucleotides long. RefSeq names its product TBC1 domain family member 15 (gene Tbc1d15-17). The transcript is spliced from 9 exons. The record is from RefSeq and is a predicted model, not a curated record. Gene Ontology annotation, molecular function: GTPase activator activity. NCBI's taxonomy places the organism in Eukaryota, Metazoa, Arthropoda, Insecta, Hymenoptera, Vespidae. Gene Ontology annotation, biological process: activation of GTPase activity. Bases 49 to 1971 code for a protein of 640 amino acids.
GUCUCUUGAAUUCGAGAAUGACGUACCACAUCGAACACACCCGCCCACAUGUUUUUGUCCUAUCAAAUGUCAACAACAAUGUAUAAGAGAGAGAAAAACGAACUCUCCAUCUACACUGGAGUUGUACUGCGUGGAUCUAAUACCAAAGAGGAUGAAGUUCACAGUUCGGGUACUUUGAAUAUUGUUGAAUAUAGUUUUGGCAAAUGCAUAGAAUGGAGACCUACAGAAGAAUCUGUCGUACUAGAGAAUCAAGAUCAAGAUCCAGAAUGGUCUUUAGUAGAUACUCAUACAAGAAGAACACGUACUACUUCGGAAGGUGCAGACUCUUAUGGACAUUCAAAGAUAGUUAGAAUAUUAUUCUCCGACUUAAAAUCAUUUCGUAUUAAUCUUGGAGGACAGCAGCUUAUAUUUAUACAAAAGGAUGGUACCACCUAUGUUGCCUUCUUUCAAUUGUCUAAAGCUGAAACUUUUGUUAAUACGUUAAAGAAUUUUAUUAACUUUAGAAGCUCAACGAAAGACAAAAACUUGUAUUAUGUAUUGGAAGAGGUCGAAACUGCUUUGAACAAAUCUUUUGCUGAAUUGAAUUUAUUUCAAGAGAAUACUUCGGAUUAUGUAUGGAAUUUUGUUAAAAAUUUACAUAACCGUCCAUAUGAAACUACAUUAGAAGCAUUCAGUAAAUUAGCGGAUAUUUGGUUAUACAAAGAACCAGUAAAAAGACCGGUCGAAGAAGCGGUAGCUGAUUUACUUAAUUCUUCCUUAUCGAGUAAUCAACAGGAACCUGUGGAUGAAUAUGAAGUGAUAGGACAGGCAGAUAUAGGUUUACCAUUUCCACCAAGACCUCCAUGUCCGAGAGGUUUACCUUUAUCGCAAGAGCAAUGGGACAGUAGCAAAGAUUCAGAAGGAAGAAUUUUUGACGCAGAUGCUGUUAAAGAAAUAAUUUUUCGAGGGGGUAUACAUCCACCAUUGCGUUAUGAAGUCUGGAAAUUUUUAUUAAAUUAUUAUCCAUGGAAUUCAAGUCACAUUGAGAGAAUGGAAAUAAGAAGAAAGAAAACUGAUGAGUACUUUAAUAUGAAACUUCAAUGGCGGUCUAUGACGCUAGCACAAGAAAAUCGUUUUUCAGACUUUCGGGACAGGAAAAACUUGAUAGAAAAAGAUGUUAACAGAACGGAUAGAACGCAUCCCUACUUUCUAGGCGACAAUAAUCAUCUAGAAAUAUUAAAUGACAUACUCAUGACUUAUGUAAUGUACAAUUUUGAUUUAGGAUAUGUCCAAGGUAUGAGUGAUCUACUCAGUCCUAUUUUAUGUUUGAUGGAUUGCGAAGCGGAUGCUUUUUGGUGUUUUGUUGGUUUUAUGGAUAAAGUGAGUACAAAUUUCGAAAUGGAUCAGUCUGGAAUGAAAACGCAGUUACGUAAUAUACAUACUUUACUAUACAAUAUGGAUCGACAAUUGGAACACUAUUUAACUCAACACGAAUCUGGAAAUAUGUUCUUCUGCUUUCGUUGGUUACUAGUACUAUUCAAAAGAGAAUUUAGUUCAUCUGACAUAAUGAAGCUGUGGGAAAUUUUAUGGACUGGUUUGCCAUGUCCUAAUUUUCAUUUACUCAUAUGUGUAGCUAUAUUAGAUACUGAAAGAAAUGUAUUGUUAAAAAGUAAUUUUGGCUUUACGGAAAUACUCAAACAUAUAAAUGAUCUUUCUCUACACAUUGAACUACAAUCGACGCUUUCCAAAGCAGAAGGUAUUUAUUAUCAAUUAAUGACGAUGGAAAACAAACUGCCGAACAAGGUGCGUGCAAUUAUUGGAUUGGAGCCCCGAGAACGAACAUCAGAUGAAAGCGAUAUAGAAGAAAAUAUAAUAGAUGCGGCUAGCUCUUCUAUUAGAACAAGUUCUAGACGAAACAGUUCGGAAAGUGUAACGGUCCAGCAUGGUAAUAACGAAAAGUCUUUCGAAAAAGGUCUGAACUUUUUUCUAUAAGAUGAAGAUCGUGGUCUAUCUUCACAGUUUUAUGUUUAUGAACAUCUAUGAAAAAAAAAAAAAACAACUCUAGCCUAGUAGAACACACAAAAGAUUUAUUCUAUUAUCAUUUUUCUCUCUUCCUCUCACUCUUUUUCUCUAUCUCUGUCAUUCUUUUAAUUUUUUAAAAACAUGAUCUCGUGUUUAGCUUUCAACGAAAAAUUAGAUUGCACAAAAGAAAAAACGAAAGAAACGAAACAUUGAUAAUAAAAUAAAAACAAGGACGUAACUCGAGUUUUUUCUCCGAUCAUUUUCUAAUCGUUGGCAUCCUAUUAGGUAUAAUAAGAAAAAAACAAAAAAAAUGAAAAAAAAGAAAGAAAUAUUUGUUUUCUUUUUGAAUUUGCAAUUUUGACGUAAGUGUAAAUGUAAAAAUUUAUAUCAUAUUUGCAAGAAACGAAAAAGAAAAAUAAAAGAAAAAAGAAACACAUUACUAGUAGCGUUGAAUUUUGAGAUAUUUAUAAUGAAUUUUGCUAUAUUUAAUAAGAAAUUUAUUAAUAAUUGAUGUGAGACUACUACUUCGACGGAGGAAUAUUAAACGAAUUGUUCGAGUUGACUAUAAUUAUAUCAUUCUAUCAAAAACUUUGCAUAAAGUUUGAAUAUCAAAAGGGAACAAUGAUACUAAACUUUUAUCUUUUAACAGCGCAGUAAAUCAAAUCUUAUUUUUGAGUUUAAAUAAUGUUUUCUUAGAUUUUUAUGAAGUCUCACAAAAGCGCUGUAUAUUUCUAAUAAAGUCACCUAUUUAAU